Messenger RNA from Bufo bufo (common toad), 8154 nucleotides. It is a transcript of the gene KNL1, whose product is annotated as kinetochore scaffold 1. Gene Ontology annotation, biological process: attachment of spindle microtubules to kinetochore; cell division; protein localization to kinetochore. The transcript has 26 exons. Gene Ontology annotation, cellular component: nucleus. NCBI's taxonomy places the organism in Eukaryota, Metazoa, Chordata, Amphibia, Anura, Bufonidae. Bases 118 to 7479 code for a protein of 2453 amino acids. The record is from RefSeq and is a predicted model, not a curated record.
GCAGCGCCUCCCGUUUGACCGUUUCGUACAGCCCUGAAGCCCGGUACCGGAGGGGAAGACGAGGCCGCUACCGGAGCUUCAUUUAUCCGUUAUUCUGAAAGGAGAGUGAACGACAAAAUGGACGGCAAGUCGGCCUCGCAGAACAGUGAGCUGACGGAGAGAGGCCAUCAUAGGAGACUUUCUUCGAUUUUAAAAGCGCCACGUAGUCCUCUGAAAGAUCUUGGAUGCGGAAAUGAGCUUUGUCAGGAACCUGUACUUGAAAAGCGACGGAAAAGCUCUCGCCGUGUGAGUUUUGCAGAGACUAUAAGAGUUUUCACACCAGAACUACAGUUGGCUGGGUCAGCUGAUAAAGAAAAUGAAGGUUUUGGGGCUGGCGAUUCAUGCAAUAGUAUCCAUAAAGGAACAGCUGAUACAUGUGGGAUUGCAGGAAUAGACACACUGCUUCAUGGACCUAUUCAUGCUCCAGGUCACAAUGUGGAUUGGAAUUACAUAAACGGUGUUAAAGACAGAACAAUUUUCUUCUCUUCGGACAAUGAUAUGGAUAUGACUGCAAGCAACACAGUAACCAUUCAUGGACUGAUCGAGGAUAAAACUAUGAAAAUUGAUACCAGUCAGUUCCUAGCCAGUUUAAAAUCCCAUACCAGUGAGGAAGUGGAGAAAAACCAAGACUUUCAGUUGUCAUUUGGGGUUGAAAAACAUUCUGGCUUUCAGAGAGAUUCUUCCAUGGAGAACAAAAUAAAGUUUAGUGACUUCUUGUCAAGUUUGGGAAGUGGGAAAUCAAAAGCAACAAACUGUUUAGAUGAUGCAGACAAAGAGAAUAUCUUUCCAUUUGUUCCCAUCCAUCUCCCCUCUCAGGACAAUACAGGAAACGUUACACAAAUGUUCAGAGAGCAAGAUCACGGCCUGGACCUAACGAAAUGCCACACGACCAACAUAGAUUCUUUUUUCCCAGCGUUUAGCAAAGAAAUCCCAUCCCGUUUGAUUGCCACUGACAACUAUGGGAAUAGUCAACCUAAGAGCUCUCUAGUAAAAAGUUCUGCCCUGAACGCUAGUUUAAACAGACCCCCUUGUAAUGACCAAACUGUGUUUAUGGAAGAUGACAUGGAUAUUACCUGUAGCCAUACCACUCGCAUAAGACAAGACAUCCCUGCUCAUGAGGUCCAGCUACAUAGAAACCAAAAUAAGACUCUCUUCCCUUCAGACAAAACCAUCAUUUUUGUUGAAGAAAAUGAAAUGGAACUUACCAAAAACAAUUCAGUUUGGUUAAACAGGAAUCAAAGUGUGACAUCUAGUCAAAGGAAAGAGAGAGCCUUUUGCAUGGAACAUACCACUAUUCUUCCUCAGGGCGAGGACAUGGAUAUUACGAAAAGCCAUACAGUUGCUAUAGAUGGUUUAACGAUGGAUCGGGUGAAACCUCAAGCCAUGUCUCAGUCGAUAGUAUGUAAUAUGAUAGCAAAUGAUAUUAAUGGUACUGCUUGUGUCGGAGUGAAAAGGGGUUCCGGAACGAUUCCGAACAAAUCUUUAAAUAGCGUUGAGCAUGCCCAAAGCAGUUCUGAAAACGAUGCAACCUAUGCUUCUGAUCUAGAGUACAAGCAAGGAGAUCCAUUUAGUCAAGCAAGGCAAGUUGGACAGAACAAAACUUUGAGCACCAUUUCUAACCUUGAACCUCUGGGGAAAAUGUCUACCCACAAUACAAAAUCUGGCAAUAGUGAGAAAACAGUCAUGUUUGCAUAUGAGCAAGCGGAUAUGGAACUGACCAAGUCCCACACCAUUGCCAUCGAUGGUAAACGUUUGCAAGACAAUAAAUCGUAUUUUAGUGGUUUAAAACUACCUUCCGUUUGCGAUAAAACUAUCCUGUUCUCCACUGACAGUGAUGACAUGGAGCUAACACAAAGCCACACAGUUUGUAUUGACCAAAAAGCUUUGAAUCGAGGUAACAAAAAGAUGGUUUUCUCAGAGUUUCAACAAAGAGGCACAUCUGUAAGCGGCCAGGCCGAAAAAACGGACAUGGAGCUUUCUGAUCCAAGAAGAACGGAAAAUACAUCAUUACUAAACAAGGCGACUGGGGGCACUAAAAGAAAAAGCAUUCUAAAUGCUACGCGUCGUGUCUCUGAUGACAUUGUUGAAACUGGUAACUUUAGAAAAAGCUCUCCAUCAGGUGAAUGUGAAGACAAUAAGACGGUACUGUUCACUUGUGACCAGCAAGACAUGGAGAUUACUCGGUCACACAUGGUUUCUAUUGACAGCUGGAAAAAUAAUACAAACAAUAGGAAGAGCAACGAUCUAGGAUUUAAUUUAGCGGUCUCAAAAUGUCCUGACAUAAAUAUUCAUAAAUGUAAAGAGCAAGAUGGCUACACUAUUGCAAAUGAACGAGAAGCUGGAACAAAGUCUUCAUAUGGGUUACCAGCCAGUGGCCUGAUCCCUGCUCAGGGUACAUCAUCUGAAGAGUCUACUAGGGAAGCCUGUGCAACUUUACAGAAUAAUACCAUUUUUUUUAGGCCUGAUCAAGGUGAUAUGGACAUCACUAAUUCAACUACCGUUGCUAUAAAAAAUACAUUAUUAUGUGGUACGUCCAAAACCAACAAAUCCCUUCUGUGUGUGCCAGCCACAUUAAAGAACAUUGCUGCAGAUAAAACUGUUUUUGAAGAUGAAAUGGAACUUACAAAAAGCCAUACGAUGAUUAUUGACGAGAGGGAUCCCAUCGGAUUACAUGAUCGAUCCUCUUUGGUAAAGGACGUCACACUUUCUUCUGCUUUGGAUCUUUCGGGUACAAAAUCAAAUACAAUUUCGCAUGAGGUGGACACAACACUUAAGGUUUCAAAGCAACAACUUCAUAAUGAAACAGUCCACCAAGAUGGUGAUAUGGAGAUGACCAACGUCAACGCGGGUCUGCUUGUUGCUGCAGGAAAAUCGCACACUUGGAGCAAAGGAAAUCCAUCGUUCCUUGAAUCCUGCAAGGAUAAAACCAUUUAUUUAUGCGAUCAAGAUGAUAUGGAUAUGACCAGAGCACAUACUGUAUCCAUUGAAAACAAGGUGGUUGUUGGGAUGUAUAAUGCUCAUCUAAAGAGUGGGUCACCAAACCACAGCACAAUUAGUCCUCCAUCAGUAGAUAUGAGUCGGCUUGGUGACGUGAAAUACAUUUCUAGGCCUCAUUCAGUGCAUUGUUUUGAUGAGAAAUAUGACCUUAGUCGAACACAGUUUAAUCAAGAUAUGGAUAUUACAGUGUCAAAUACAGUUUGCGUUGACAACUUAAAUGAUCUCCAGCUUGCCGUUUCUCCAUCUAAAGUUCUCCCUUCCACAAGUACCCAUCAUCGUGACUAUAUGGAAAGAGAUAAAGCUAAUGACCUUGUUUUUGACAAGAAGAAUGAGACCCAAUUGGAGAAAGAUGCUCCUGUGUCUAUUGAAACACAGGAUAAGACUGUAUUUUUAUCUGAACAGAAUGAUAUGGACAUUACCAGGUCACAUACUACAGCAAUUGAAAGCAAAAUGUUGGAAUGCACAAAGGCUAGAAAAGUUAUUACAGCAAAUAGAAAUUCUGAUGUUAAUAUGGCAGAUGAUGCUACACCUAUGAAUGGGAUAUGCUCAAAUGAUGAAGACAUGGACAUUACAAAGUCAAACACCGUCUUUAUUGAUCACAUAUCCAAUAAACUACGUAAUAAAGGUGUUCACGAUCCUAAGAGGAAAAGUCUGUCUUCUCACCCAAAGCGUUUAGGUGCCAGUAAUGAAACAAUACUUCUAGUCUGUAACAUGGAGGAGACCAAUGCAAAUGUUAAUCUUACUGAAAAGCUAAUAAAUAUGUCUUGCUUUGAUAAGACUGUGUGUAAUCAAGGUGAUAUGGAAAUCACAAAAUCUCAUACAGUGGCAAUUGAAAACAAGACCUCGGAUCCUUCUCAUACUCCUUAUCCUGUACAGAUGUGCUCUGAGGUAUCUAGAAGAACGGCUUCGUGUGACCAAGGCACUACUUAUGUGUGUGAUGAAAUGGAAAAACCUAGACCUCAAGCUGCAUCAACUGAUAGGACACAUGCUGAAAGCGUACCUCUUCUAAUUUCCAAGUCCAUUUCCUGUAAAGAUUUGAGCAUGCCUCCAGAUACAACCAUGACAUUAUCAGUAAACGGAAAAGAAAGCGAAUUAACAAACUUACAAGGAAACGGCGUGUUGACACAAAGGACUAAAGUCUUACCUGACAAUGGUUAUGAGACGGUGUUUCCAGAUGAAGAAAAGAGUUUGGAUGUUACUAGGGCACACACUGCCGCUGUAGAAAUCCAUUUCUUGGACCAUAACUCCCAUAUUCCCAGCACUAGAGUAGGUGGCAUCAAAGAUGACAUUGAGGUAGUUGACAGCUUAAAAGCUUGUGGAAAUCUAAUAGGAAUGGAACAAAAAUGUGAUAAUCUCAAUGAGUGUUUAGAAAAGCAAAGGAAAAGUGGAAGGAACAGUUAUGCGAGGUCCUUGUCACUGUUAGAGAAAUCUGGAAUCGAGGGAUGGGAAAAGGGGCUUACACAAAGCCAUACAGUUCCAGUAGAAGAUGUGUCUGUGCUGAAGGCUGGUCCUUGUGGUAAUGCAGGAACAGGUUUGAUGUUAGACACUAGUGACCAUAAAACUAAGGAGCAUACCUUCUUUAGAAAUGAUUACUUGGAUGAUAUAGAUCUGAAAAGGGAUCACAUUUUUCCUGACCAUUUAGAUUCUUAUUACAAAAAGGAAAGUUUAACAGAAAAUAUGGUUCCAGAUGAUAAAUCCAGUUAUGGGAAUGGAGCCAAAAGCCAUUUGUUAGGGAGAAAAAGUGAGAGUCUAAAGGUGACUGGUGAACUCAUACCUGUUAGUAGUUCCUUUAAUUGUGACUCCUCCAGUCUUGCCUCAGAUUCUAGAGACCAUGUCAGACCUAAGGCGCAGACGGCGCAUGUUCUUCCUGAAGAUGUUAAUCACAAAGACCCAGAAGUGGAACUAGAAACGCAGGUGACAAAAGCAAAAUUGAAAGGAAAAAGAGUAUCUUUCCAUUUUCCAGAAAAGGAAAUUGUGGCUAAGGAUGUCCUGUUAGACCAAGAAAAUGUCAUGCCGCAAGAAAACCGCAAUCAAGUUGUACAUAAAGAUGGAACUGUCCAUGUUACAGAUCAAGUAUCUGAUUUUAAUUCAGAUUUUAUCAACCAAACCUCAGUUAUAGGUAUGAUGAAGACAGAUGAAAACCUGGAGGAUGACCUUCAGAAGGACCCUGAAAGAUCAAAAUUGAAUCCUGGAUUACCUAAAGAGGUCUCCUUUUAUGUUGAAGGUUCGGGGGCUUUAUCUGAAUUAUCAGAGAAUUAUAAAAAGCGGAGAAGCAUUGGUGAUAUCCAGUUAAAGAUAAAGAGUUUAACACAGAAGUCAAUGUCAUCCCAUCACACUGCUCCUGUCUCCAGCCUCAUUGAACCUAUGCAAGCACCAUCCCAGAUUGUGUGUCCUUCAAGUUCUGAAACUGAACAGUUCUUGAUGAAUGCAGAGUUGCAGAACACAGAACCCUUUGAAGAAAAGGAGCCAUUUCAUGAGGAAAAUAAAGCUAUUUCAAGAGAAAACAGUUUACCAAAUAGAUUCUCUGUCAAAAUGAUUAAGCCCAAGCUUCCCAACAAAAGGGCAUCAAGCACAAGUAUUAAAAACCAGGAACCAGUUUUGUCUUCUGUUCCUCAGGCUCAACCCCAAAACGUUCAAAACUCCAAGGCACUACUUAGGGCUCUCAGUGUUGCUGAUAGUCCAUGCAUAGAUGAAGAGAUACUUCCUGAUGUUCAUGAGAUCAGCAGUAUAUUUCACUAUGAGGUUCCUGAAGGUGCUUGGGAGGACUUAUGUCAGGAUGAAGCGCUACAGCAGAACUCGAAGAAGAGGGCUCUUGAUACAGAGAAUGAUUUAGUGAGCCAAAUAGAAAAGAAAUCCAGGAGAAAUGAAGAUAUUUCUGAAAAAGAUGAUGCGCAGACUUCGGCGGCUUUUAAAGGUCCUGACAAGUCAUACCGAAGGGAUUAUUCUGCUCAUCAUGCAAGUAAAACCAUGGAGCAGACGUGCAGCAGCAGCAGCUCUCAAGAUUCACGGGGCGAUGGGAUGUCUGUAGAGCUGAGCAGUCAACAGUACAGUCAGAUGGACUCUCAACUACCGUGGGAUGCCGGAUGUGAGCAAAGCCUCUGGCAGAAAUUUCAAGAUGGCACCAUUACGGUACAGGAAUUUUUUGGUCUGCUAAGAAUCCGCAUUCUUAUCCAGAAGCCAAGAUACAGUGAACUUCCAUCUAAGCAUGGCAUGACUGAAGAGCUAACGGCAGCCGAAAUCCUCCGAGAUCAAUAUGUCUAUCAGCCGACACUGCCGGUGUAUGAGGAGGAGAGUCGCACCUUGUAUCAGACAAUAGAGGAACUAAGGGUGUCCACAGAGCUGCAGCACAAGCCUUUAGCACAAGUCAACAGUUUGCUUUGGGAAGCAAUGAGAAUGUGCUCAGAAAAUGAGUUGAUGUACUUUGGAGUGCCUCUGAAAAAUAUGAAGUCCUUGUAUUCCAAGAAGAGCAAACUUCUGGCCCACGAGGAGAAGGUUUCUACAUACAGUAAACUGCUCCACACUGCGCAGAUACAAUAUGAGCAACUACAAGCAAGACUAAGGGAGACUGAUAGGCUUCUGAGAGAACUUGAUGACUGCAUUUCUAGCCUAGAAACUGAAACUGCCAUAUUGAAUGAUGAAUGUAGAAACGAGAGUCUACGAGGUUGCAUGCAACUACAGGCAGAGAUUGACCGCUUAAAGUCACAGGAGCAGCAUUCUGCCAGGGAAAGUUUGGAGCUAAAGGAAAGGAAAGAAAAGGUGCUGGAACAGCUUGGCAGUCUGCAAGAAGAAGCCCGGGUUACGGAGCGACAUCUACAAGAACCCAGUUUCACAGAAUGGGAGCUGGUGAAGUGGAACGACGACGAAGCCGCCUUUCUUUUCCUGUACGAUUCUCUCGAGCUUUCCAUCACGUUCGGAGACUAUAUCGAUGAUGAAAGCUUUUAUAACCAACCUUGCAGAAGAAUUUCUAGUGUGAUAAUGGAGUCUCAGCUGAACGACAUGGUGGCGCCUCCAUCAUCCAGUCUAGUCCACAGACUAAUUUUCCAGCAUGUUGAAAAGAAGGGAGCCUUUCAUGAGACCUAUAAAACACAGAAAAACCUACCCCAGCUUCUUUCUGAUUUGUCCCUGGUGGUGAGCCGAUGUAAACUACUUGGAGAAGAGCUGGAACACUUAAUAAAAUGGGGGUCAAAUUAUAACAUUGUGAAAGCCCAAGUACAGGAUCAAGAAGUAAAGCUGCUGUUUUCAAGCUUGGCAGCUCUUGUAAAGUUUGAGCUGAUAAUACAUCUUUCAGACACCUACCCGACUACCCCUCUGGCCUUUACAGUCAAUAAUCAUAUCGGAGGAAUUACGAACAGCAGACUAAUGGAGAUGAUGUCAGAGGUACCCGUGGGGCUCUGGUAUUUGAAGAGAACUGUGAAAUUCAUACAUGAAAAGCUACUAGUUUAACGCUUUUAAGAACUAAAUAUAUGUACAACAUGUUAGUUAUUUUUUAUUUUUAAAUACAUUGAAAACGUGGAUUUCGCCUUAUGCGUUCCAGAUUGUGAAAGUCUGCUGAGAGCAUUUCAAAUCUGCACCAUAGGACAAUUUCUGUGCAGAUGUGUUUUGCAGCAGGUGGAUAAGAUUUGUUAAAUCUCAUCCACUUUCGCUGCUUCUAUAAUUCAUUGUGGAUUUGUUUUGCCCAGAUCUGCCCAGGGUGAAAUGCUCUAACUCCCCUCUACUGGUAUUGUACCGGUGGCCAUUCCUGAAGUAACUGGAAAACUAAAGAGCCUAUUUUUCAGUUGAUAGAGCAUCUGCUAAAAUGUAAAUAUAUUAAUCCUAUUUAUAAGCAGAGAACACAGGAAGCUCCAAUUGAUGAUUGAUCUGCCAUAGACUGUCAUGGAGCCUUCUUGACUAGGGAAUCAGUGGUGGUCUGGAAUCAUACAAAGUACAGUUUACAAACCCAUACCCAUAUAAGAAGAGGAUAUCCCUUAGGCUUCCCUGCUUUUUGAUCUGACAUAUGCUGCCAGCUUAUUGCAUAAUGCCAUUCAGUUACGUUUUAGGGUACUUUCUCACUAGCGUUAGAGUUUUCCGGUAUUGAGUUCCAUCAUAGGGGCUCAAUACCGGAAAAAAAAAAAACGCAUU